AUGGGUUCUGACAGUUCUUUCCUCAUCGAUUUCAUGAUGGGUGGUGUUUCCGCCGCCGUUUCAAAGACCGCUGCUGCUCCAAUUGAGAGAGUUAAGCUUUUGAUUCAAAAUCAAGAUGAAAUGAUCAAGCAAGGUCGUCUUGCUAGAAAGUACGACGGUAUUGCUGAAUGUUUCAGAAGAACUGCUGCUGAAGAAGGUGUCGGUUCUUUCUGGAGAGGUAACACUGCUAACGUUAUCAGAUACUUCCCAACCCAAGCUUUAAACUUCGCCUUCAAGGAUAAGUUCAAGGCCUUAUUCGGUUUCAAGAAGGAUGACAACUACUGGAAGUGGUUCGCUGGUAACUUAGCUUCUGGUGGUUUAGCUGGUGCCACUUCUUUAGCUUUCGUCUACUCUUUGGAUUACGCCAGAACUAGAUUAGCUAACGAUGCCAAGUCCUCCAAGGGUGACGGUAAGAGAGAAUUCAACGGUUUAUUCGAUGUUUACAAGAAGACUUUAGCUUCUGACGGUAUUGCUGGUUUAUACAGAGGUUUCGGUCCAUCUGUUAUCGGAAUUGUUGUCUACAGAGGUUUAUACUUCGGUUUAUACGAUUCCCUUAAGCCUGUUGUCUUAGUUGGUCCAUUAGAAGGUUCUUUCUUAGCUUCUUUCUUAUUAGGUUGGGCUGUUACCACUGGUGCUUCUACCGCUUCUUACCCAUUAGAUACCGUUAGAAGAAGAAUGAUGAUGACUUCUGGUCAAGCCGUUAAGUACAAGGGUGCUUUCGAUUGUUUCCAAAAGGUUGUUGCCGCUGAAGGUAUCAAGUCCUUGUUCAAGGGUUGUGGUGCUAACAUCUUGAGAGGUGUUGCCGGUGCCGGUGUUAUCUCCAUGUACGAUCAAUUGCAAGUUAUUAUUUUCGGUAAGAAGUUCAAAUAA
This is a messenger RNA of Dujonia railenensis, 909 nucleotides long. The record is from the annotation of a GenBank genome assembly. NCBI's taxonomy places the organism in Eukaryota, Fungi, Ascomycota, Pichiomycetes, Serinales, Debaryomycetaceae.